Messenger RNA from Dama dama (fallow deer), 4089 nucleotides. It is a transcript of the gene UMODL1, whose product is annotated as uromodulin like 1. Gene Ontology annotation, molecular function: peptidase inhibitor activity; calcium ion binding; protein binding. Bases 1 to 4089 code for a protein of 1362 amino acids. Gene Ontology annotation, cellular component: cell surface; extracellular region. The transcript has 21 exons. NCBI's taxonomy places the organism in Eukaryota, Metazoa, Chordata, Mammalia, Artiodactyla, Cervidae. The record is from RefSeq and is a predicted model, not a curated record.
AUGCUCAGGACCCUUGGGCUGGCCCUGCUGGCCCUGCUCAUCAUUGUGAACCCAAGCCAGGCCAGCGGCUUCACAGAAAAAGGCCUCUCUCUGCUGGGCUUCCGGCUGUGCAACUACAGCGUGAUCCGGAGCGUGCAGAGCGUGGAGGCUGUGCAGAUGUCCCGCCUGACCCACGUUCCCUGCGGCGGCUGGAUCCCCUGGCGGCGCUGCCCCAAGACCGUCUACCGGACCCGGUACCUGGCGGUGGAGGUUCCGGAGCCCAGGAAUGUGACCGACUGCUGCGAGGGCUAUGAGCAGCUGGGCCUCUACUGUGUUCUGCCCCUGAACCGGUCUCAGGAGUUUGCCUCCAGACCUGGGAGCUGCCCGGUGAUGGGGCUGGAAGCAUCCGCCUUGCUGUGCACCCUGGAUGCUGACUGUCCUGGUCUUCAGAAGUGCUGCCCCUCAUCAGGGGGCCACCGCUGCUCAGCCCCUGCAGCCCCAGCUCCAGAGAGCAAGCCGGAGGGCUGCUGGUACAACGUGACAGUUGUGGUGAAGAUGGACUUCAAGGAGCUCCAGCAGGUGGACCCGCGGCUUCUGGAUCACAUGAGGCUCCUGCACUCCAUAGUCACCAGUGCUCUACAGCCUCUGGACACCACUGUCCACCACCUGCACUCAGCCGGGAGGGACCCCUCGACCACAGUGUCCUGGCUGCUGCUGGGCCUGCCAAGGCCGGUGCCCGUGGCCCAUGUCUCCGCAGUGCUGGACGGCGUGGUGAAGCGCAUCUAUGAAGUGAUCGAUGUCCAAGUGCAAGACGUGAACGAGUGUUCCUAUGGUGAACUCAACACCUGCUCGGGGAGGGAACUGUGUCUGAACGCGGAGGGCUCGCACCAGUGUGUGGGUUACCUGAAGUCACCCAGUUCGUCUCCCCCGGAGCUGGACGGCACGUGUGCAGAUUACCCUCCCAUCAGAGACCUCGUGAUCCUCAACGUCACCAGCAGCAGCUUUCAAGUGUCCUGGAGCUUAAACUCCACCCAGAACCACACUUUCUGGGUGCAGGUUUACCGGGGUGAAGAGUUGUUCAGGAGUGCCAGCACCCCCGGGAUGAGUCUGGAGGUGGCCGGGCUGGAGGCUGGAGUGAGGUAUGGGGUGAAGACCAGCUACCAGGCGUGUGGGGCCAACAUCACUGCCAUGGUCACUGUCAGGACUGAUGCCCGAGUGUUUGAAGUCAUGGUCAGGAUCCUAAACCGCAGCAUGACAGAGGGGCUGCUGGACCACGGGAGCCCCGAGUUCCAGGACUUCUCCCAGCAACUGAUGCAUGAGGUCGCCGCCUCCUUGCCGCCGGCCAUUUCCGACUUGUACCGAAGAGGGAAGCUGAGGCUGCAGGUCGUGUCUCUCCGGACCGGAAGCGUGGUGGUGAGGCUCAGGCUGACCAUGUGGGACCCUGAGUUCCCAGUGGGCGUGUCCACGCUGGCCCCUCUGCUCCCGGCUCUGUGGGCGAACACCGUGUUCCAGGUUGACCAGCGGGGGACGCGCGUGCAAGACUGGGACGAGUGUGCAGACAGCCUGGAGCACGACUGCUCGCCGGAGGCCCAGUGCAUCAACCUCGAGGGCUCAUAUACCUGCCGGUGCCGGACAGCCAGGGAUGCCCACCCCUCCAGACCGGGCCGGGUCUGCGACGGUGACGUGCAGAGCCCUGUGGAUGUGCCAUCUCCAGUGUCAGAGGUCACAGCCUCGGUUCCCAGCACAGAAGCAACAUCCUUCAGUCUGGAGACCCCUGCCUUGUCCCCCAGCCCUGGACACCUAUGGAGCACCCCUGCAGCAGGCCAGGCCUGGACCCUAGGGCUCCCACCCAGGAGAGGAGUCAGUGGCUUGGGCAGCCACGGUGGUAACAGCACCAGGCAUGGCAUGAAGGCCAGCGUGGCCCCAGGCCCGGGGACCGGCCAGUGGACAGCCAGCAGGGUGGCCUUUUCCCCCAGGGUUCCUGGACCAACCCAUAGCUCCUCUCCUGGGGCCACGGACAGCCUUCCAGACACCCCUGGACAGUCACCCCCUAACUCUACUGUGGAGCUGCCCUUCUGGCCCACUCCUGCCCCGGAUCCCACGGGCCACAUUGAGUGGCACUCCAGCCUCCCCAUGAGGGACACACCCCCAGCACCUCUGGACCCCACGUGGGUGCAGAACUUGGACCCCGGGCCCUUCAGCUCUCCAGACCAGCCCUUGGCCCCCACGCCUGCAUCUCUGAAGACCCCGGCCUGCGCUCCUGUCCCUGUCGGAAGGGUCACUGUCUCCAAUGUGACCAGCACGGGCUUUCACGUGGCCUGGGCGGCGGAUCCCACCCUGCGCUCCACUUUCCAGCUCAGCCUGGUUUCUGCUCGGAGCACCCCUGUGCACCUGCAGACCCGGAAAGCAAGCCUCACGCUGUCAGGCCUGGAGCCCGGCGUCCUGUACCUGGUGGAGAUCGUGGCCAGAGUGUGUGGGCAAGAAAGUGCCAGAGCCCAACUGAAAGUGAGGACAGCGGCUCAGAAGCUCAUUGGGAAAGUCAGAAUAGUGAACGUCAGGUAUUUAGAAUCCUUCAGCAACACCAGCAGCGAGCAGUCCCAGGCCUUCCUGGAGCUCUUUCUGAGGACGGUGCGGAAUUCCUUGCCAGCCUUCAUGCUUCAGCACCUGGACACAGGCGGGGUGCGCAUAGAAGUGACCCGCAUCUCCAACGGGAGCAUCGUGGUGGAGUUCACCUUGCUGGUCCUCGCAGACGUGGAUGUUCGGGAGGUGUCUGCUGCAUUCCUGGCUGCCUUUCGGAACACCUCUCUGCUGGAGGUGGUCGGAGGCGACACCUUCAUAGGGGAUUACGAUGAGUGUGCAAGCCAGGAGGAUGACUGUGCCCCAGGCUCUGCCUGCAGCAACACGCUGGGCUCCUUCAUCUGCAGCUGCGAGGGAGAUGCCCCUGACCUCCUGGUGGAAUUUUCUGGAAGACCCUGUGAAGGUGACUCUCCUGGCAACACAACCCAGGCCCCUGGCCCAGAACAGCCCCCGACCCCAACAGGAGCUGGAGCUACCUCUGGGCAAGGUGCCCUCCCUGCCUCCCAGGGUGUGUCCCCACGGCUGAACCUGACUGGGGCGGUCAGGGUGAUCUGCGAGAUCGAGAAGGUGGCCCUUGUCAUCCAGAGGCGCUUCCUGCAGCAGGAGGGCAUCCCCGAGUCCUCGCUCUACCUGGGGCAGCCGUCCUGCAACAUCAGUAACCGAAACAGCACACACGUGACCCUGGCAGCCGCGUGGAACGAGUGCGGGACCGCCCUGCAGAGCAACAUGACCACUACAGUGGUGAGGACCACGCUGAGGAACGACGUGUCCCCAGAGGGCAUCAUCCACCACAUGAAGAUCGAGAGCCCCAUCCACUGUGCCUUCCAGAACGACCUCCUGACCUCAUCCGGCUACACGCCCGAGUGGGGGGUUUACACCAUCAUUGAGGACCUCCACGGCGCUGGAAGUUUUGUCACUGAAAUGCAGUUAUUUAUUGGAGACUCUCCGAUUCCUCAAAAUUACAGCGUGUCUGCCAGUGAUGACGUUAAGAUCGAAGUAGGGCUCUAUAAACAGAAAAGCAACCUGAAGGUGGUCCUGACCGAGUGCUGGGCCACGCCAUCCAGCAACGCCAGGGACCCAGUCAUGUUUGGCUUCAUUAACAACAGCUGCCCCAUCCCCAAUACACACACGACCGUGAUUGAGAACGGCAAUUCCAACAAGGCCCGGUUUAAGCUGAAAAUCUUUUCCUUCAUCAACAACUCCAUAGUCUAUUUGCACUGCAAACUCCGCAUCUGCAUGGAAUCCCCUGGAGCCACGUGCAAAAUAAACUGUGAUGACUUUCGGUCACUGAGAAGCAGCGAGCCAUCCGUGAUGCACCAGAUGUCCUGGGGACCGCUGAUUCGGUCUGAAGGGUCACCUCCAGCGGCAGGGCCGGGCCUGGGAGCCGGCUACCUGGUCCUCAUUUUGGGGGCUGCCUGCGCCUUGGUGGCUGGGGCAAUUGCCCUCCUCGUCCAGCAUUACCAGAGAAUGACUGGAAAAUACGACUUCAAAGCUGGGUCCGACAACUUCAGCUACCAGGCGUUCCACGAGUAA